Messenger RNA from Arachis duranensis, 1314 nucleotides. Its product is annotated as UDP-glycosyltransferase 83A1-like. The transcript is spliced from 2 exons. Gene Ontology annotation, molecular function: UDP-glycosyltransferase activity. NCBI's taxonomy places the organism in Eukaryota, Viridiplantae, Streptophyta, Magnoliopsida, Fabales, Fabaceae. The record is from RefSeq and is a predicted model, not a curated record. The coding region runs from base 1 to 1314 and encodes 437 amino acids.
AUGGAACUUUCACAUGAACUUAUCAAACAUGGAAUCAAAGUCACAUUUGUGAACACUGAUUUUGUUCACAACCAAAUCAUGAAAUCUUUAGGAGAAAAAAGUGUAAUUGUGGGCAAAUAUAAUGAGAUUGAACUAGUCUCAAUCCCAGAUGGGUUAGAGAAUGUUGAUAAUAGAAAAGAUCUGGCAAAAUUGACUCAAUCAAUUUUUGAGGUAAUGCCUAAGAAGUUGGAAAUGCUCAUAGAAGAUAUCAACAAGAAAUGUGAGAGCAACAAAAUAACUUGUUUGGUGGCAGAUGAAACCUUUGGAUGGGCACUUGAAGUUGCAAAGAAGAUGGGAAUAAAAGCAGUUGCAUUUUGGCCUGCAUCAGCUUCAAUAUUGGCCUUGCAAUUCAACAUCCAAAAUCUUCUUGAUGAUGGACUCAUUGACAAUGAUGGACAACCUAUAAAAGAUGAGACAAUUAAGUUGUCAACCAUGAUGCCUCCUAUGAGGACCAAAGAAUUUGUUUGGGCAUAUUUGGGUGACAAGACCACAGAAAAAAUGGUUUUUCACUAUAUGAAAGGGAACAAUAAAAGUGUGAAAUUUGCAGAUAAAAUCAUUUGCAACACAACUUAUGAGCAUGAGUCUACAACACUUGAUUUUGUCCCACAAAUCAUACCAAUAGGUCCACUUCUAGCAACAAACUACGUUGGAUCCAUAACUGGGAAUUUUUGGCAAGAAGACUCAACUUGUUUGAAUUGGCUUGAUCAACAAGAAACCAAUUCAGUCAUUUAUGUUGCUUUUGGAAGUUUCACUGUCUUUGAUCACACUCAAUUGCAAGAACUUGCAUUUGGACUUGAACUAUCUAAUAGACCUUUUCUAUUGGUUAUAAGGCCAGAUAUCAACAAUGGAGAAAACCAAUCUUUUCUUGAAGAAUUUGAAGAAAGAGUGCGAAAUCGCGGAAAAGUGAUUCAAUGGGCACCUCAACAGAAAGUUCUUAGCCAUCCUUCGAUUGCUUGUUUCAUAAGUCAUUGUGGAUGGAACUCUACAAUGGAAGGUACAACAAAAGGAGUAUCAUUUCUAUGUUGGCCUUACUUUGCUGACCAAUUUUUUAAUCAAACAUUAAUAUGUGAUGUUUGGAAAGUUGGAUUGAGACUUGAUCCAGUUGGUGGAAUCAUUACUAGAGAAGAAAUAAUAUGUAAGAUCAAGAAACUGCUUCAAGGUGAAGAAUUUAAAGUAAGGGCUAUGGAAUUAAGAAACAUGGCCAUCAAUAAUAUUAAAGAAGGUGGUAGAUCAAGCAAAAACUUGAAUGAUUUUGUUGACUGGAUAAAAGCAUAA